Messenger RNA from Arvicola amphibius (Eurasian water vole), 1765 nucleotides. RefSeq names its product angiopoietin like 6 (gene Angptl6). The transcript is spliced from 6 exons. The coding region runs from base 234 to 1691 and encodes 485 amino acids. The record is from RefSeq and is a predicted model, not a curated record. NCBI's taxonomy places the organism in Eukaryota, Metazoa, Chordata, Mammalia, Rodentia, Cricetidae.
UCGUGCUAGGUCUCUUGGGGAGUUAAGACGUAAAUCUUCACAGGGAUUGCUGUAGGGCUACCAUGCCGGGCGCGGGGCCGCAUUUAGGGUUCGAAUCCCAAUCCUGCAAGUUUCUGCAAGCCUCCUCUACCCACACAGCUCAGAGGCCCUCCUAGUCCUUCAGGUCUUCCUCAGAUUUUGUGGGCUUGCUGCAGACCUCACUGAAGUCAGCGUCUGGGUUGUGAGAGGUGGCUAUGGGCACUGUCAGGCUGUGCACGUUGCAGCUGCUACUCCUGCUGGGCGCUUGGCGGGCACGUGGAGGUGCCGCGCGAUGUCGCGUCACGCUGGUACUGUCCCCGCAGAAGGCGACGGGCGCUGUCUGCGGGAAUGCCGACGCCUCCCACGACGGCGAGCUGGCCGCGUUGCGCCUGCGCGUGGGCCGCCAGGAGGAGCUGCUGAGCGCGCUGCAGAGGCGCGCGGCCGAGGGAGGUGCGCUCGCGGGCGAGGUGCGCGCGCUACGUGAGCACAGCCGCGGCCUGAACACGCGCCUGGGCCAGCUGCGCGCGCAACUGCAGCCGGAGGCGGAGGCGGAGGCGGAGCCUGACCCGGAGGCGGAGCCUGCUGCGGCGCUCAGUCUGCUCGCGCAGCGCGCGUUGCACGCUGAGGCCGAGGCGCACCGGACGGCGGCGCUCCUGCAGCAGCUGGACGCGCAGCUCCGCGAGCAUGCGCAGCUUGUGAGCCAGCAUAGCCGCCUCCUGGGCCGCCUGCAGCGCGCGUGCGCCGACCCGGACCGGGGCCAGCAGCAGGUCCUGCCACUGCCUCUAGUGCCUUUGGUUCCUCUGAAUCUAGUGGGCAGUGCUGGCAACACCAGCAGGAGGCUGGACGGAACCCCAGAGAACCGGAGAGAUCAGAACUUGAGGCAGCAGGAGCUCCCGUCUCCUACCCCACCUACUGGGCACCUUGCUGUUUCCACCAGGCCAGUGGGUCCAUGGCGGGACUGCGCAGAGGCUCAUGGGGCAGGUCACAGGCAGAGCGGGGUGUAUGAGCUGCGGCUGGGCCGGCGCCUGGUAUCUGUGUGGUGUGAGCAGCAGCGGGAAGGUGGAGGCUGGACCGUCAUCCAGCGGCGGCAAGAUGGCUCAGUCAAUUUCUUCACCAACUGGCAGCACUACAAGGUGGGUGCUUGUGGCAGGGGUGACGGAGGCUGGCUGAGGAUACCCCAUCCUGACCUCCUGUUCCUCCCGCCCUUCCAGGCGGGCUUUGGGCGGCCAGAUGGGGAAUACUGGCUGGGCUUGGAACCCGUGCAUCAGGUGACCAGCCGUGGGGACCAUGAGCUGCUGGUCCUCCUAGAGGACUGGGGGGGCCGCGGGGCACGCGCCCACUAUGACAGCUUCUCCUUGGAGCCUGAGAGUGACCACUACCGUCUGCGGCUUGGCCAGUACCACGGCGAUGCCGGAGAUUCCCUCUCCUGGCACAACGACAAACCUUUCAGCACUGUGGACAGGGACCGAGACUCCUAUUCUGGUAACUGUGCCCUGUACCAUCGUGGGGGCUGGUGGUACCACGCCUGUGCCCACUCCAACCUUAAUGGUGUGUGGUACCACGGAGGUCACUACCGGAGCCGCUACCAGGACGGGGUCUACUGGGCCGAGUUCCGUGGUGGGGCGUACUCUCUGAAGAAGGCUGUUAUGCUGACCCGGCUUGUGCAGUUGUGACUGUCCCAUUAGUACCCCCAAGGGUAUUUCUAUCUCCUCGAGCCAGUAUCUUAUAACAACACAAGGUGUCCACA